Molecule: messenger RNA, 3175 nt
Organism: Misgurnus anguillicaudatus (oriental weatherfish)
Lineage: Eukaryota; Metazoa; Chordata; Actinopteri; Cypriniformes; Cobitidae
Source: RefSeq, a predicted model, not a curated record
GACCAGCAACUGGUGAUUCAGUACCAUUGAAUCUAGUGACAAAGUAACUACAUCCAAGCCCACGCUGCAUAGUAGGAGCAUGAGAGGACCAUCGAGGAGGCAAAAUAUGCGCGCACCCUGAUUGGUCCGCCACCCUGUCAAUCUCAUCCCUCGGUCCCCAGAGAACCCGCCUCCCAACGCCAUCAUCUGUUACACUCGGCGACAGGAGCAGCCCGAACCGUCAGGGCCAAUGUUGUGAUUUUCAUUAUUCAACGAGAUUUUAUUCAAAGGAAAAACAUCUAUUUGCAAAUGAUCUAUUGUCGAUUCUCUCUUCGCGGUGAAAGACCAAACACUUCAGGCAAUCCCGCUUCUGGCGAAGGAGCGAAUCGUAAACAUUUUCACCCCAUCUUUAAUUGAAUGGAAUGCGAAUACUCCACUGUGGUAGCCCAGUGCUUGCCUUGAAUAUAGAUAAUGGGCUGUGUGCAAUGUAAGGACAAAGAGGCAACCAAACUCACAGACGACAGAGAGACUAGUGUCUCACAGCACACGGGAUAUCGAUAUGGGGCCGACCCGACACCUCAGCACUACCCCAGCUUUGGAGUCACCACCAUUCCCAACUACAAUAACUUCCAUGCACCUGUCAGUCAGGGCGUGACUGUGUUCGGUGGAGUCAACUCUUCCUCACACUCCGGAACACUGCGUUCUCGAGGUGGAACAGGAGUGACACUCUUUGUAGCACUUUAUGAUUAUGAAGCGAGGUCAGAAGAUGACCUCAGUUUUCGGAAAGGGGAGAAAUUCCAGAUUUUAAAUAGCACGGAAGGGGACUGGUGGGAGGCUCGAUCCCUCACUACAGGUGGAACUGGAUACAUACCCAGUAAUUAUGUGGCUCCAGUAGACUCCAUACAAGCAGAAGAUUGGUAUUUUGGUAAGCUAGGCCGUAAAGAUGCAGAAAGGCAGCUGUUGUCGAAUGGAAAUCCCAGAGGCACGUUCCUUAUACGGGAGAGUGAGACCACAAAAGGUGCAUACUCCCUCUCCAUACAAGAUUGGGACGAAACUAAAGGCGAUCACGUGAAACACUACAAAAUCCGCAAGUUGGACAACGGAGGCUAUUACAUCACCACUAGAGCUCAAUUUGAAACUCUGCAGCAGCUUGUGCAUCACUAUUCUGCCAGGGCUGCAGGGCUUUGUUGCCGCUUGAUAGUCCCGUGCCAUAAGGGAAUGCCCCGCCUCGCCGACCUGUCCGUCAAAACCAAAGAUGUAUGGGAGAUUCCACGGGAAUCGCUUCAGCUCAUCAAACGACUGGGAAAUGGACAGUUCGGAGAAGUCUGGAUGGGCACUUGGAACGGCAAUACUAAAGUGGCAGUGAAGACCUUGAAACCAGGCACGAUGUCCCCAGAGUCGUUUCUGGAGGAGGCUCAGAUAAUGAAGAAACUGAGGCAUGACAAGCUAGUGCAGCUUUAUGCUGUCGUCUCCGAAGAGCCCAUCUACAUUGUCACAGAAUAUAUGAGCAAAGGAAGCUUGUUGGAUUUCCUGAAGGAUGGUGAAGGACGUGGGCUUAAAUUGCCAAAUUUAGUGGACAUGGCAGCUCAGGUUGCUGCAGGCAUGGCUUACAUCGAAAGGAUGAACUACAUCCACAGAGACCUGAGAUCUGCUAACAUACUUGUCGGAGACAGCUUAGUGUGCAAGAUUGCAGAUUUCGGACUGGCCAGGCUAAUAGAGGACAACGAAUACACAGCACGGCAAGGUGCCAAGUUCCCAAUCAAGUGGACGGCUCCAGAGGCUGCGCUUUAUGGAAGGUUUACUAUCAAGUCAGAUGUCUGGUCAUUUGGUAUACUGCUCACAGAGCUGGUAACCAAAGGACGCGUGCCCUAUCCAGGCAUGAAUAACCGUGAAGUACUUGAGCAAGUGGAGCGUGGUUACAGGAUGCCCUGCCCGCAGGACUGCCCCAGCUCCCUGCAUGAGCUCAUGCUUCAGUGCUGGAAGAGAGACCCCGAGGAGCGGCCCACCUUCGAGUACCUGCAAGCUUUCCUGGAAGAUUACUUCACUGCCACCGAACCACAGUACCAACCCGGGGACAACCUCUAAAUGCCACAACAGACUGCCCUUAGAAAGACUUUGAUGAUUAAAGCUUCCAGAUUUUGUGCCAUCUCAACCCAAUAUCUGACACAAUCCAUCUUCCAUUGAACAAGGACAUGCAAUCGCGUUAUAUCUGUCAGUAAAGCCGAACAUACAGUGUUUUGGGGAGAUACAUCGGUCGUGAUUUAAUGAUACGAAUGGCUUGUUUGUAUUUAGUGUAAAUAGUGUGUUUAGUUAUCCCUUGUAUUUGGCUUGUUUUAUUACUUUUAUAAAGCCGUUUUACGUUCUUAUCCAGGCCGUGAAAGAACAGACUCUAGGUAAAAGCAUGGAGGCGACAGAAAAGUUUUAAUAUUUACAAUGAUUCUGGAAAUCAUACGCAAACACUUGCGGUGAUAUGUCGAGCAGCCUCUUUUAAAUGACUGUCAAUUGUAUAUUGAAUUUAACUGUGUGUGUCAAAACACUCCCUCUCACACCUUGUCCUAACCAGAUGCGAUGCGAUGAUCAAGUGACAACAGAAAUCUGUCAAAUCCUAACCAAGAUAAAUUAUAUUUGGUUGCCCAGUCCAUAGUAUAAUCUCACUGUAAUAAAAUCUCAUUCGUCACACCUAUACACACAAAUAUCUAUUGUUUGACAAAUUGCUUGUCGCUGGAAAACGUAUGCAUCGCACCUGGCCAAAACAUACAGCAUAGGUAGCAUCACAAAUUAUUGUGACAUUUUUCACAGAAGGUAUUGAAGUCUGGUUUAGUGAGUUUGCUGGGCCUACUUAUUUGCACCUGCUUUUAGCAAGCGCUCGGUGUCUCUAUUUUUUUCCUGCUUCUUAGAAUGAGUGCAUUUUCUAUUUAGUCACUUCGGAUUAACGAUAGAGCAAUGUAUGUAUCAGAAUAGUAUGAGACCAAGUGGGCAUUAUGCUUGACCAUACAUGCAUCUUUCCUGCAAGAACCGCUAACAUCUUUACUGUUGUGAGAGAAAAUAAAGACAUUCAAUAACCAUGCAUUAUGAAGUAACACGACUAAAUACAUAGAGAAAAAAAUUAAAUGGUAGAAUUUCACUCGAGAUAACUCAUUGCCUUGUUUUUAUCCCUCAUUUUAUUCCUCAUGAUAAAGACAUGUCUGAAUAUUUA